Molecule: messenger RNA, 663 nt
Organism: Cooperia oncophora
Lineage: Eukaryota; Metazoa; Nematoda; Chromadorea; Rhabditida; Trichostrongylidae
Source: the annotation of a GenBank genome assembly
AUGUUACUCUCGCGAGCUCCCUAUCGGGAUAUAGCGAUUCCUUGGGCUCCAUUUUAUGCUAGCGAUUGGGAUGCUGCCGAUAUGUUCCCAGCAUUCCUGCAAUUCUUCGUUUAUAAACCAACUCUGCUUCAAUCUCUCAGUUCACCACAUAUUGUCAACGGUUCUACAGUGUCGGAUGAAUUUGCUAACAACGUCUGCCUUGCUUUAUCGCGAGCCACUCUUUGGGAGUCAUACAGAUCGUUGUUCUGGUCUGAUUUCGAUCUAACCAUAUUCGAAAUGGAGGACAGAAAGAAGAAGUUCUGGCUGGAUUUAUAUCGUGAAAUGUCAAAGGAAUAUUUCCCGUUCAAAGCCGGAAGGAACGACUAUCAACCGUGCUCAUUCAUACCGAUAUUCGGCUUGCAACCUUAUAUGGGGAUGUAUUACAGGAAAUUGUGGACUGAGAUGCUUGCAUUAGAUAUUCAUGAUACGUUUGACUUCGAAGACGAUGUGGCGAAAACAGGUGAACGGUUGAAGGCCACAAUUUUGUCCCGAGGAUCUGGUGAUGUAGCCAAGGAGCUCUAUCGGCGGUUUCAGGGUCGUGAUCCUAGCGUUGGAGCAAUAUGUGACUUCUACGAUCCUCCGUCCUUCUAUCAAUUAGAAGCUGAGGAAGCUGGUAGAGGAUAA